Messenger RNA from Gymnogyps californianus (California condor), 573 nucleotides. RefSeq names its product tektin bundle interacting protein 1 (gene TEKTIP1). The record is from RefSeq and is a predicted model, not a curated record. Lineage: Eukaryota; Metazoa; Chordata; Aves; Accipitriformes; Cathartidae.
AUGGAGCUGGGGGAGCACAGACCCUGGGUCCCACAAAGCACCCUCGAGACGGAGGUCCCGCUGCCUCUGUACAGCGACCAGUAUAUAACACUGUGGGGGCCGCGCCAGGCCCCCCUCCUGAGGCAGGCCGUGCGCUGGAAGACCACCCCCAUGGGCUGGGAUGCCGUGGGGCAGAGCUGGUCCACGGGGCUGAGCAGCAGGGACGAGGAGGCGGAGGACCCCUGGUACACCCUCGGCUCCGGCAUCGCCCAGCGCCGCUGGCAGCGGGCCCACGCUGGCCAGGCGGAGCGGGAUCCCCUGCCCCCAGCUUAUGCCCAGCACCUGCGGGAGGUGGCCUGCUGGGACCCCAUCGUCCCUGCCGCAUACCUGGGACCCUGCACCCGCUGGGGACCCUUCCUCUGGCAGGAGAGACCCACCGGGAAGGAAUACGUUGUCACCCGCAGCCAGAGCCCCCGGGCGCUGGGGGGCAGCUCAGGCUACAUCCCCGCGCUCUCUUUCUGCCGCCCCCGCCUCACCACCCAGGACAUCAGCACCUGGAGCCUCCUCCGCCACCAGCCCUCCACCCACCAGUAA